Messenger RNA from Mercenaria mercenaria, 1484 nucleotides. RefSeq lists its product as uncharacterized. The coding region runs from base 119 to 841 and encodes 240 amino acids. NCBI's taxonomy places the organism in Eukaryota, Metazoa, Mollusca, Bivalvia, Venerida, Veneridae. The transcript has a single exon. The record is from RefSeq and is a predicted model, not a curated record.
CAUCAACUCCAAACUUUUGAACAGAAGUGUAUACAUACUGUGUAACAGUAAAAUACUUGGAUUUAGUUCUGUAAUUCUUUAUUUCACUUCAUAACAGUAAAGGAUAACAUUAAGAGUUAUGUCAUCAUAUGCGAAUUUCAUUACUUUGAUUUUACUGGUGUCAUUGUCCGCAGGGGCAGACAAUGUCUCUGACGGGAAACAAAGAGAUAUUUUAGAUGGCAACGCGGUGAUGGAUGUUGGACACGCGCUUGGAAAUCCUUUGGUUAAAUUCAUCGGAGCUGUAGUUAAAAGCUUAGAAGACAACAUGAAUGCAAAACUAACGUCGGUUCUAAGCCGCCUGCCAUCUUGUUUAGAUUGGUCGGUAUGGACGGAAUGUACUCAUAUUAAAGCAAACUUUGGAAUUCAGAACAGAACGAGAAUGUGCGGAACGAUGCCAGGCACACCUAACGAAGCCAAAAACGUUAUGGAAAUAGAAACAAGACUUUGUGAGAUGCAUAAAUUGUCAGAAGAUUUACGCAUAUCCACGUGCCCAGAGAAUUAUACGCGGACAGAACACGGGUUUUGUGUAAUGUUUAAAACAGAGAGCGUGUCUUGGGAAACUGCACAGUCAAACUGUGAGAGUGAUGGCGGAAAUUUAAUAAAUAUCGACUCGCAAACAAAGUCACAAGAUAUUGCGAAAGCAUUUAAAGACAAAAGAUUGAAUGAAGGGGCUUUGAUAGAUGGAGUUCAGCAAAGUUCUGGAGCGGACUGGGAAGCUAGAUCCGGGGCAAAGAACUCAUUCUUUAACUGGAAGACCGGCGAACCAAAACGGGACCAGCUUUCCACGUUGUCGGUACGCUAAAAAGGAACAUGCAACAGAAGAAUGGGUAUGGUAUUCCUUUUAUCCCUGUUCAGGCACAGGACCUUAUAUUUGCGAAAUUGCACUUUAAUCAAUCAAUCGUAAUCAAAGUCGAGAAAAUGGCUACAGGCUUUUAAACAGUGUAAAUAGUUUAUAGUCUUCAUGCCCGGCUCGGGCUAGAAUGAAGCUCAUUAAACACGUUUCAUGUCGUAAAUCAUAAUUCAUGAUUCGUUCUGUUCUUAUGUCAAAUGAUAAGUCACCAUCUAAUGUAUAACCAAAAGUAAAGAAAAAAAUAAUGGCAGUUGUACUUGAAUAACAUACCUUCUUCUUUGGUGCGGAUGCAAACAUCGAACUGUACAUAAUUUCCCAUGCCCAAUAAUGUAGGACUGAUAUAGGAAAAUGAACAUACGGAGCCACAAGAGGAGAAUGAAUUUACUGAGCCAUUAUAGGAAAAUAAACUGACUGAGCCAAUAUAGGAAAAUGAGCUAAUAUUGAAAGUUUUCAUUAAAAUGUAUUUUCAAAUUCCACCUAUUUGUGCCAUUACUAUUGAUGUUUGUAUCUAUAUACCUGUAUACAUUUGUACGUUUGAAUAGAAUAAUGUUUGAACUUCUAGUAUAGAUCAAAUACUGGAUUGUUGUACCGUGUC